AUGCAAGAAACCAUCCUGGAUAUACAGUCACGCAGUAUGAGAGACAAUCUAAUCUUCUCCGGCAUUCCUGAAUCAUCCACCGAGGACCCCGAAAAAUCUGUUAAGGACUUCCUGAUCAACCAGCUCAAACUUUCACCAGAGACUGUAGAGCACAUCACUUUCCAUCGCGUUCACCGUUUAGGACAGAAACACAUCAACUCCACCCGUUCCCGCCCCAUCAUCGCCAAAUUUGAACACUUCAAACAAAAAGUACUGGUACAGCGACAAGGACGACAGCUCAAAGGGACUCAUUACGGACUCAACGAUCAAUAUCCACAAGAAAUCAUCCGCAGACGUAAGCUACUUUUCCCCAUCCGUAGGACAAUGAUCAAUCAAGAUGCUCAGACAGAUGAAAUGAUUUCAGUAUCAGUGAUGGAGGGAGAUUCUAUCACUCUGAACUCUGAUGUUACUGAAAUACUUAGAUAUGAUCGUAUUAUGUGGUUUUUUGGACCUUCAGAGACUCGUAUUACUGACAUUUAUGAUCAGGUCAUCACUAUAUAUGACCAAAGUACGAGAUUCAAAGACAAACUGCAGCUUGACAGUCAAACGGGAUCUCUCACCAUAAAGAACAUCAGAACCACAAACUCUGGACUUUAUAAACUAAAUGUUCUCAGCCAACGAGGGGUUUCACACAAAACAUUCACAGUUACUGUAUUUGCACCUGUUUCAACACCUGUCCUUCAGACAAUCCCACAAGUUAGCCAUGAUCCAGCUCCUCUGCCCAUUCCUGUCAUCACCAGUGAUUCUUCACAGUGUUCAUCAUCAUCAUCAUCAUCAUCAUCAUCAUCAAGAUCAUCAGUGUCCAGAUGUUCACUGGUGUGUUCAGUGUUGAAUGUGAGUGAUGUGACUCUCUCCUGGUACAAAGGAGUUAGUGUAUUGUCCAGCAUCAGUGUGUGUGAUCUCAGCAUCAGUCUCUCUCUGGAGGUGGAAUAUCAGGAUAAAAACACAUACAGCUGUGUGCUCAACAAUCCUGUCAGAAACCAGACCACACAUCUGGACAUCACUCAACUCUGUCAACCAUGUGAAGACUCUGUCCAGUGUUGUGGUUUCACUGAAGCUGUGAUCCGAUUGGUCGUCUCUGCUCUGGUGGGCGUGGCUAUUGUUGCUGUGCUGAUUUAUGACAUCAAAUCUAAUCAAAUUAAUCAGGAGAGGAGAGCACAUGAACAUCACCAUCAGUCCCUCACUGAUACAAUAUAG
Molecule: messenger RNA, 1236 nt
Organism: Rhinichthys klamathensis goyatoka
Lineage: Eukaryota; Metazoa; Chordata; Actinopteri; Cypriniformes; Leuciscidae
Exons: 5
Coding region: 1-1236 (411 amino acids)
Source: RefSeq, a predicted model, not a curated record